GUGUUUUAUAACAUGGCAGUUGGGAGUUGGUGACCCCAAAAAAGCUAGCAACUGAGUUGUAAAGCUGCUGCUGUCAACUCCCCAAAAAGCACUCUCAAAAAGCCCCACAAAACCAAAGGCAAACAACAAAAAAAAUCUCUCAUUCUCUUUCUUUCUUUCUUUGUUCUGGUCUCACACCUCCAUUAUUUGACAGUCUCUUCAGAACAACAAAUGGGGUACCUGCACAUCCUCCCACGCUGGCAUCAUGGCCCAUUGUCAGUUGUCUACUUUUCACAUUACCCUAAAUCAAGAAUACAAAAAAAAUCAACAAAACAAAAAAAAAUCUCACCUUUACUACUACCCCUUCUUCUCUUUACCUCUAUAUACUCAAAUGCACAAAAUUUAACAAUACCCAUAUCGAGAUAACCCCAAAAUAAACAAAACAAAGAAAAAAAAUUGCUAAAAAAGUGAUCUUUUUCGCAAUAUAUUGUUUUUUUCCUUCAUAUAUAUGCAUAAAAAUGCCACCUUUUUAUGUAUAAAAGUGAACUCUCUUCAUAUAUAUGUAUAAAAAUGCCACCUUUUAUAAAGAUUUUGACAUGAAUGGGAACUGGGAGUCAGAAAUGGAUAAUUCAUCAGAUUCUUUAAAUGGUUUGAAGUUUGGCAAGAAAAUCUAUUUUGGGAAUGUGGGGUCCACAAAUGGAAGUAGUGGGUCAUCAUCAUCGCCGGUGAAGAGGGGUAGGGGUGGUGGGGGUGGGGUUGUGGGGGGUGGUCAACCACCUAGGUGUCAAGUUGAAGGUUGUCAGGUAGAUCUGAGUGAUGCUAAAGCUUACUAUUCUAGGCAUAAAGUUUGUGGUAUGCAUUCCAAGUCACCUACUGUUAUUGUUGCUGGUCUUGAACAGAGGUUUUGUCAACAGUGUAGCAGGUUCCAUCAAUUGCCUGAAUUUGACCAAGGAAAAAGGAGUUGCCGCAGGCGAUUGGCAUGCCAUAAUGAGCGCCGUAGGAAGCCUCCAUCUGGAUCUCUUUUCUCUACACACUAUGGGAAUCUUUCUUCAUCAAUUUUUGAAAACAAUAGCAGCAGAUCCGGAAGCUUUCUGGUAGACUUCAGCUCACACCAAAAUGCCAAUGAGAGCUCAUGGCCAAAUACUAGAGCAUCUGAUCAAGGAUGGGAUCGUCAAUCUACUGCAUCAGGGAAGUUCCUUCAACGUCCUUGGCUGAAUAAUUCCGAAAAUGCUGCAAAUGAGCUUGUUCUGCAAGGUUCAGCUACUGGUGUUCCUUCAGGAGAAUGUUUCCCUGGAGUCUCGGAUUCCACUGGUGCUCUCUCUCUUCUGUCAAAUCGGUCCUGGGGAUCGAGGAACCGACCCACAAGUCUUGGGGUUAACAGCCAAGUUAACAUUGAUGGGGUCCACUCCAUUCAACCGUCAGGUUCUCAUGGUGCCCCCACCAAUCACUUCUCAAGCCCUAGCAGCAGUUCGCAUGAGAUGCCCCCUGAUCUCGGUUUAGGUCAAAUGUUACAGGCUUCUGAUAAUCCGUACUGUGGUGAGCUUGGGAUGGCUCAGCAUGGUGAUGGAAGACAAUACAUGGAGUUGGACAACUCUAAGGGUUAUCAUCCUUCUGUUCAGAAUGUGCACUGGACUCUUUGAGUGUCCUCUCUUUCGUUUAUGAUCACGGUUGUAAGACAUUUUGUUGAUUAACUAGUUCGAUGUCCGUGAGGCUGUUUGUUGAUGAACGACCACAAAUAUUAUGCAACUUCUGUUGGGCUAGACCCAAGAUGACUA
Molecule: messenger RNA, 1754 nt
Organism: Lycium ferocissimum
Lineage: Eukaryota; Viridiplantae; Streptophyta; Magnoliopsida; Solanales; Solanaceae
Product: squamosa promoter-binding-like protein 9
Exons: 3
Coding region: 540-1619 (359 amino acids)
Cellular component (GO): nucleus
Molecular function (GO): DNA binding
Source: RefSeq, a predicted model, not a curated record